CGCGCUACGGGAACCGCUGCAUUACUCAGCUCGCCUUUGCCCUCGCUUCCUCUUCUCCCCGGAACUCCGACGGACGAAUCUUACGUCCGUCCUUCCAUGGCCGCCUCUCGAAACAAGCAGCAACCGCCAAACCCGCGCUGACCGACGACACGUACAGUGCCAUACCAUCUUUUUUCUUCUCCUGCCUCCACUCCACAACUUGCUUCUCAGGCUGCAAAGGUUGCUGGGUUUGUUUCCAUUGCUCGAAACCGAGUGCACCCGGGGUCCCUUCUUAUCACCUGCGCUUACCCGUGAUUCCGGACCGCCUGGGUGGCGCAACCUUCUGUUCGGACGAAUGUACCGCAAGAGCUAGGCACAACCAUCCCGUGAGAGUGGAACACACGACGCGCCCAAGAUGCCCAAGGAGGAGACGCUGCCGACGCGCAAGAAGAUGCGUAAGGGCACGCAUAGUUGCUUUGAAUGCCGUCGCCGCAAGAUCAGGUGCAUCUUCCAGUCCGACAAUCCAGACGUGUGCUCGGAAUGUUUUGCGCGCGGAAGCAGGUGCAUCGACCAGGAACAUGCCAAUCCCGACAUUAUUGUAGAUCACCGAAAGAACCUGCGUGAGAGAGUCUCGCGCCUAGAGGCCCUGGUUGAUACGUUGCUGGAAGAAAAAGCAGUCAAGACGGAAAGCCGGAGCCAGAGUCACAGCGUCGCCGACACAGCAUCACCAAACGCAUCCAACAACUGCACAAAAGACACCUUCCCCCCGACACCCCUCUCCUCACGAGCAUCGUCCAACAUCUUCACCAACCAACGCGUUGUCUCUGACCGGGGCCAUCAUGUACCCAUGCUUGCCGUCUUCGAAGAUGCACUCAACGAUGCUGAAGCCCAGGCAAACGCCCGCAAGGAUCCCUUGCAGCAGUCAUCAAUACCAAAUCCCCUUCAUUCGGAAGAGCUGCGAUAUACAAUAGAAAACAGGAACGAUGAAGAUAUUGCCACUGGCCAUCCUGGCGCAAAUUCCACCAAGCAAGAACGCGCUAAACAGGCCCUCAUCGCCGCACUACCGCCCUACAACCAGCUCUCCAAGAUUCUCAACACCAACAGCGACUGGUGGGAAACAUGGCGCCGCAAGUGUAGCGGAACAUCCGGGCCUUCACAAUCACUGUCUCAAUAUGCUGCCCAGGCCCUGACAACCGGAAACGUGGGUGCCAUUGCCACUGUCGUCUUGUCAGUUGGCAUCUGCUUGUCCGAGGAUGGUGAAGACGUCCAACGUUACACUGAGGCGGUUGACAAAUGGUUCCUGUCCGACGAUGAGUAUGGGGCAACGCUCGAAGGGCUCGAGUGUCUGCUCCUCAAGUCCAAAUGGUAUGCCGAUGUGGGCCAACCACGCCGUGCUUGGAUCGCAUACCGAAAGGGCCUAAUGUACGCCCAGCUCAUGGGGCUCCACCGCAAGCGCACAUCCUCGGUGCCUCACGAAAGUAUAUGGUGGGCUCUGUACCAUGGCGACCGCUUCUUAUCCCUUCUGCUAGGUCUUCCAUAUGGUAUCAACGAUGCCCAUUGUGACCUCACCAUACCUGAGGUUGACAAUAGCCCAUAUAUCCACCCCUUGACAGCCAUCACAAAACUCUCACAGCUUGCAGGCAGAGUAAUUGAUCGCAACCAAGGAAUAGCUGAGCAGUCGUUUGCAUGGGCCCUGCAGCUUGACCAAGAGCUUGAAGAUCUAUGGAAGAAGUUCGAUCCAUCAUGGCUCGACUAUACAGAGCUUCUUGCUGACUCGGAAUCCAACGCUGCAGAGUUACGGGAACGCAUCAUGGGCCAGAUGGUCUUCCACCAGAUCCGUGUAUACCUACACCUGCCGUUUAUGCUCAAGUCGGCAUCAAAUUCGCGCUUCACCUACUCGCGCACGGCGUGCUUGAACAGCUCGCGGGAGGUUCUGCGCCUCUACCAAUCGUUGCGAACUGGCACCGUGCAGCCCCUCUAUGAGUGCAAAGCCAUCGACUUUAUCGGCUUCACAACGGCCGUCCUCAUCCAACUUGGUCUGCUCAGCAUGAGCUCGCAAGGAACCUCUGCCAGCUCUAACCCUAGCCCCAAGGAUAUUGAAGACGACAUCCGCCUGAUUGAAGUCAGCAUCGACAUCUUCCGCCGGGCUUCGAGCGAGAAGGGCGGCAAGGUCGCCGCACAAUCUGCAGAAGUCCUGGACAAGAUGAUGGCCAAGUACAAGGGCACUAGCAACGACCUAGACGAAACGUGCAAUGCACAGUCGAAUUUUGUGAUUCCAUACUUUGGUACCAUCUCCAUCAAACGAGGCGGCCAACCAGUCAAGAAUCCUCCCCAACCCCCAGGCUGCUCGCCCAGCAUCAGGGGCUCAAAAUCCCCAGCUACCUCACAACACCUGUACACGCCCACAUCCGAGAGAACAACAUCCACGUCUAAUGUCUUCUCGCACCCCACGCAAUCCGUCAACGUCACGCCCAAGACGUCCAUCUCCGCCGGCACCGGCACCACAAGCUUUGGUUUCAACGACCCCUCGCCCUUUGUCUCGUACGUCGGCUUCUACAACUGGAACAACCUCAACGGCGACGACGCAUCCACAACAGGCACCACACAGGGCUUCGGCUCCCAGCUCAACGACGACAGUCUCAACAACUUCCCGCUCCCCACAAACAACUUUUCCUGGCAACACAUGCCCAUGGACAUUGACCAGGAUUGGUCGUGGUUCCUCAACGAUGCACAGACCACUCAGGGUAUGCCCACGGCCACUCCCGUCCAGGCCGUCACGCUCGACGCUCUGAAUGCCCAGGGCUUUACUGGCUUUGGCUAACCAAUACCGAGUACCACAAUAACAACAAUAACAACAACAAAAGAAACUUUGUAUACAUAUGCAAAAAGGCGAUUGCUUGAUUGCUUGUUUGCUUGUUUGCAGCGAUUUCUCUUUUUUUUUUAAACCACGUUUGAGGCUUACAUGCUUGUUGUUUUCGACAACAUUUUGGCCUUUCGCUUAAACUUACCCAAGUGUAGUCGCGGCGGGGAAACGAAGGAAACGGCCGGAUUCAAUGGGUGGAUGGAUUGUAUCAUUAGCAACGCAUCACUCUCAUUGUUCUCUUUUUUUCUUCUCUUUUCUUGUUGUUGGCUUUCUCUCUCUCUCUCUUUUGUUCUGGAAGCAUUCGGGUGUCCCAGCAUUCUAGAUUCAGCUUUUCUUUUUUUUU
Molecule: messenger RNA, 3185 nt
Organism: Exserohilum turcica Et28A
Lineage: Eukaryota; Fungi; Ascomycota; Dothideomycetes; Pleosporales; Pleosporaceae
Exons: 4
Coding region: 395-2800 (801 amino acids)
Biological process (GO): DNA-templated transcription; regulation of DNA-templated transcription
Molecular function (GO): DNA binding; zinc ion binding; DNA-binding transcription factor activity, RNA polymerase II-specific
Source: RefSeq, a predicted model, not a curated record